Molecule: messenger RNA, 1854 nt
Organism: Ramularia collo-cygni
Lineage: Eukaryota; Fungi; Ascomycota; Dothideomycetes; Mycosphaerellales; Mycosphaerellaceae
Product: related to 3-oxoacyl-[acyl-carrier-protein] reductase
Exons: 4
Coding region: 1-1854 (617 amino acids)
Biological process (GO): DNA-templated transcription
Cellular component (GO): nucleus
Molecular function (GO): zinc ion binding; DNA binding; DNA-binding transcription factor activity, RNA polymerase II-specific
Source: RefSeq, a predicted model, not a curated record
AUGACCGUCGACGAUACCGUCGCGUCAACUGACCUGCAGAACCCGGCCGACGCACUGGAAUUCCUUGCACAUGUAGCAGAGCGAGAUUCUGGCGGAACCCAGUUGCCUGGAACCCAGUUGCCUCCUAUGCAGAGUGCUGUGUAUGGACGCUCCCUCCUCUCCCACACCCCUGGGAGUGACGGAUCUCGUCCACCCGCCCCUCCUACAUCUCAUCAUGUCAUCGACUAUCCUCCCCUCAAUAAAGGCCAAUUGUCACUGCACAUGAUAGAGGCUCUUCUGUACAGAUAUGAAGAAAAAUACCACCCGUUCUUUCCGUUGGCCAACCCGGCGGCCAUGGACCCUAACAACCUGCCGACAAUUGCGAAGCAGGAACCGCAUCUACUUGCUGCGAUACUGACCGUGGCGUCGAAAGACGAAAAGGACUGGUGGCAAAUACAUGAUGACUGCUCCACACAUAUGCAGUCUCUUGUCGCUAGCCUCGUAUACAGUGGCAUGGGGUCUGUUGAGGCCGUCGAGGCAAUGCUCAUAUUAGCAGAAUGGGUACCUAGACGGCCACUCUCCACACCUGCCAUUGGUCGUGGAGAAGAAGAUCAAGCAGCUUGGAUGUAUGUGGGGACCGCGAUACGAUUGGGCUAUCUUCUUGGCAUCGACAGAACCGGCUUUCGUAUGGAGAGUGAAGCACAAUCCGCCGACCUAAACCGAAAACGCUUGGMAUGGGCAAGCUGCUACGUGAGUGAUCGACAGAUCUCAGUGCGGAUUGGUAAGGCUUUCUGGUCUCGAGGACCCGGACCUAUGACCGCUUUGCGCGCCCAAGAUUUCCCCAGCCUACAGCCUCGAUUGCAUCGCCAAGACGACUUUGCGGCAAUCUACCAGGCAAAUCUCGAGCUGACCCAGCUCUUUUCCAACGCCCAUGAUGUGUUGUACGCGACGAAAAGCCGGUCGAACCAGUUGAACUUUGGAGGGGAGUAUGUCAAGUACAUUGAUGAUUUCCGAGUUGCCCUCAGGCACUGGAAUGAGUCGUGGGGCGUCUUCACGUGUUCACCGCCGCUCAAAGCCAGCCUCAUACUCUCCUACGAAUAUCUUCGUCUAUACAUCAACGCAUUUGCGUAUCAAGCAACCCUCAAUCGUCUGAUCACGAGAAUGAAGGAGGCUGUGGAGAAUGGCCAGCAACCAAAGACACAGGCAUAUCCAUUCUCCGACAUCGCUGCGACCCCUGAUGCUCGAUUCAUUUACGACGCCAUCGAUGCUGCGAAAGCCCUGUUGAGCACAUUUUGUAGCUUCGUGGAUCCUCAAGGAACAUUCCGAUUCAUGCCUUUGAGGUACUACCUAUAUGUCAUCUACUCGGCAGUAUUCCUAUACAAGGCUCGGAGUACUGGCGUUAUGGGAGGCGACACCAGAGGAUCCGUCAAGCGGCUGAUUAGUGACACGAUGGAUAAUUUGCAGAAGUCCAGCGCGUGUGCCAAUGAUGUCGGAGACCGCUACUCGCGGCUGAUUCGUUUGCUCUGGCGUAAAGCUCCGGGUCAUCGGGGAAGUAUUGCCGAUCCGAGCGACAUCACGAGGCCAACCACUGCGCAGAAUGGCGGACCUUCAGGGCAGGACCGUACCGGGGAAUCAAAUCAAAUGGACACGGCGCCUCCGUCAAUCAAUCAGUUCAGCUGGCUGGAUCUGAAUGCUGUUGGAGACUUUGCUGUGGAGAACAACAACUCAAUCGCUGGAAGCACCGGUAUGAUGGACAAUCUAGAUCGCUUCGAAGACAGUUCCGCGGAUGGAUUCUCACAGUUCGAUCCGAGUUUGAUGGUGUCGCCUCAGCAAUUUGCAUGGAACGGAAUGUCGCCAUCUGRAAUCAUCUUUUGA